This is a messenger RNA of Haliotis rubra (blacklip abalone), 2533 nucleotides long. Its product is annotated as exosome complex component RRP4-like. Gene Ontology annotation, biological process: nuclear polyadenylation-dependent rRNA catabolic process; poly(A)-dependent snoRNA 3'-end processing; CUT catabolic process. Gene Ontology annotation, molecular function: RNA binding. The transcript is spliced from 8 exons. Lineage: Eukaryota; Metazoa; Mollusca; Gastropoda; Lepetellida; Haliotidae. Gene Ontology annotation, cellular component: cytoplasmic exosome (RNase complex); nuclear exosome (RNase complex). The record is from RefSeq and is a predicted model, not a curated record. The coding region runs from base 707 to 1588 and encodes 293 amino acids.
CGCCAUUUAGCUGGAAUAUUGUUGAGUGCGGCUUUAAACAAUAACCAACCAAAUGUAAUACCCUCUAUAGUAUUCAGCAUAUCCGGACACCUUGAGUACUAAACAUCAUCUGGACAGAGGAGCUUGGUGUAACUCGGACACGGUAUCUUUGCUUUAUCGGGUCUUUAUUCUUUAACUUCCUUGAGUGACAUCUAAAAGUUGGUGUGAUGAACGAACUCGAUAGUUCGUAUAGCACUGUUAAAGGAGGCAUAUUGUUUGAAGCACUUGUCAGAUAUUAUACUACACUUGACCCAACGACAAACGGCCGUUACUGUCAACCCAGUAGGAGUCAUAACUCUAAAUAUGGACUCCCUGGUUCCAUUUACAAUAUUCUGAUCACAUAAUUCACACAGAAGGUUAACUUCAGCAGUCAGUAAGAUAACUUGUAGCACAUGCAAGCUGACUGACCGGGACAUAUAAUAUAUUUCAGAAAGAGAGAAACAAAAUACUCCACCUCCUCCUUUGAGAGAAAAAUACUUAUGGUUUAAAGAACAGUUAAAACUUUUGACUUUUAAAUGCCCAUUAGAGAACUUAACAGUAAUGUCCGAAAAAACCUCAGAGAUCACUUUCUUGACAUAUCAACAGAGGUUUUAUUUUACUUAUUAUCGAUAUAAACUGCAGAGAGGAAUGUAGUAUCUCUUUUCAAGGGAGAUAAUAUAUUUUCAAAAUGGCGACUGUUGAUAUUCGACUGGCAAGUGCACGUGUUCGACAGAAGACGGGUGACGUCGAGGAGAUCAACAAUCUUGUCACGCCUGGGGAUGUCAUCACAACCGAUACCGGAUUCAUGCGUGGUCAUGGGACUUAUAUGGAGGAUGAGAAGCUGCAUUCCUCAGUGGCAGGAGUUGUGGAGCGUGUCAACAAACUCAUCUGUGUGAAGCCUCUCAAGACACGGUAUAACGGUGAAGUAGGGGAUGUGGUGAUUGGUCGGAUCCUAGAAGUGUGUCAGCGACGCUGGAAGGUGGAAACUCACUCCAAGCUGGACUCUGUCCUAAUGCUGUCUUCGGUCAACCUCCCGGGGGGAGAACUGCGAAGAAGGUCGGAGGAGGACGAGAAGUUGAUGAGACAUUACCUAAAGGAAGGGGACCUCAUCAGUGCAGAGGUGCAGAACGUCAUGGGGGAUGGAUGCUUGUCUCUACACACCAGAAGUCUCAAGUACGGGAAGUUAGGUCAGGGUACGCUGCUUCAAAUCUCCCCCUCACUCGUAAAGAGGAGGAAAACCCAUUUUCACAACCUUCCGUGUGGAGCGUCCAUCAUCCUUGGCAACAACGGUUUCAUAUGGAUCUCCCCAACCGCCAACGAGGACAGCGACGACACCGGCGGAUAUGAACAAAACCUAGAGCCAGUCCCAAGAGCAGAUCGUGAGGUGAUAGCGCGACUCCGAAACUGUGUUCUGGCGUUGGCCGACCACCAGGUGAUGAUGUACGACACCACUAUUCUGUAUGUGUACGAGGCCUCUGAGAACUAUGCAGUUAGUGAAAUGUUGAAGCCAGAAGUAUCGGCAGAGUUAAUUGACCUUGUUCGUCAGAGGCUGGAAAUGGAAGGCACCUAAAUGUGUCUUCUCAGUAUUUCAUUGGUGUUGCAUUGAUUCAAAUAGUUACAGACAUGGCAAAACUGAAGCUGCUGCAAGACAUAGUAGUGCUUUGGAGAAAGAUUGUGGUUCAUGGACCUUUUUCUUUCAUGCAGCGGUUUGAAAUAUUCCAGUUAUAUUACCGCAACCUGUAAAUAAUUAAGUUUUGAUGAACAAGGUUGACUUGUUUAGCAAGGAUACUUACAUUUGUCAGGGGAAGACAAGUGGAUAACGCCUCAGCUCAUCACGCCGAAGACACGGGUUCGAUUCCCCACAUGGGUACAUUGUGUGAACCCCAUUUCUGGUGUCCCCCGCCGUGAUGUUGCUGGAAUAUUGCUGAAAGUGGCAUAAAACUAAUCUCACUCAGCAUCUGUUAGGGCUCAGGAAGAUCCAGGAGCGAUAAACAGGAUUGGAUUCCAAGACGGUGAAAGAGGUUUUAGAAGGAUGCAAAAUGCCACAUCAGACAUACGACAGGCUUGCUGACUUGGUUGACACAUCAAAUCUGAGUUGUAUCGAUCGAUGCUCAUGAUGUCAAUCACUGAUUUGUCUGGUCCAGACGUGAUUAUAUACAGACCUGCCAUAGCUGCAAAUUGCAAUGUGUGGCACAGAGCUACAGAUAACUUUUUGGGUCAUUGAGUUAUGUACUCACUUGUGUUGAUUUCAAUUGGGUAUCCUAAUUUUUUAUGAGAUAACAAGGGAAACCAGUAGUUAAUUGGUUGAUGGACAAGUGGAAGCCGGGGAUCGCUAAUCCAGGCAUGAUUAGGGUAACAAAGGUGGCACUUUAACAUGGGAUACGAAAAACAAAUGGAAGCCAGGGGGAUAUAAUUAGCACUAUCUUGGUGGAUGGACAAUUUGAAGCCAGGGAUUGUUAAUCCAGGAAUAGUUGAUGAGGUAACAAUAGUGGAAUAUAACCAGGGGGUAAGAAAA